Molecule: messenger RNA, 417 nt
Organism: Trematosphaeria pertusa
Lineage: Eukaryota; Fungi; Ascomycota; Dothideomycetes; Pleosporales; Trematosphaeriaceae
Exons: 4
Coding region: 1-417 (138 amino acids)
Source: RefSeq, a predicted model, not a curated record
AUGCGCAUCUCAACCAUCGUCGCAGCUCUCACGAGCGCCAUCGCCGUCUCCGCCCUACCUACUGCGUCCAGCCUCGUCUCAAGGAUUGAAACCUGCGACAAAUCCCCCUCGGACGGCCGCGCCGCCACCCUCUUCAAGCAGCAAAAUCUCAUCGGCGAAAACGUCGCCACCGACUACACCCCGCUGCCCGCGGACUCGGGCUGCAUCGACAUGAGCAGUUUCUUCGGCAACUGGGAGGGCAAAACGCGCAGUCUAGUCGUCAACGCUGGCUUCAAGUGCGAGUUCUACACCGAGUUCAAAUGCCCCGCCGACUGCCCCAAGCUCGCGCUCGGUAGCAAGACGGCGCAAGCGCUCCAGAAGACGCUGCCCGAGGCGUUUGAUGAGCGGAUUUAUAGUGCGAAAUGCACUAAGUUUUGA